Molecule: messenger RNA, 2666 nt
Organism: Lingula anatina
Lineage: Eukaryota; Metazoa; Brachiopoda; Lingulata; Lingulida; Lingulidae
Biological process (GO): lipid A biosynthetic process
Molecular function (GO): UDP-2,3-diacylglucosamine hydrolase activity
Source: RefSeq, a predicted model, not a curated record
UACCCAGUUCUCUCCAAAGUCGGCUUUCUUAUAUUAUAGCUAGCCCCUGUUAGCGGAAAUGGGGAGACGCGCUAAAAACACAAGUUCACUGAUGUCGUGCAACUAAUAUAAGGGGACUUGAGAUAUUAGUCAACUUAAUAGACCCCAUUAAUCGUAUGCCCAGAUAAGGGUGACGUUGUGAACACAACUAUUUAGUACAGGGGCGACGUGGUCUUGUUUUGGCUGUAUAUAUUGGAGGUUCAGUGGCAAGCGUCUGCUCCGCUGUGGACAGCAUCAUGGGUUGUCAGGAGUCUAAGGUGGUUGAUGUCAGACCGUCUGCAGAUGGAAAGAAUGGCCAAUCAAGGAAUUCGACUGGAGGAGAUGCGAAACAACCCGAAAAGUUUCGGUACAGCUCACAGAUAAGCGGGCCAGGAGCUAAAACAUACAUCUGUAAUAUGAUAGACCAAACUUGUCGCCUGGUUUCCGAUAGUUCCGUCGUCACAGCAAUCCAAGAUCUGCCGCCUGGAAACUGGAAAGAGGUGCUUCCAGAAUUCUGCGAUGCCGAUUUCAGCAUAUAUGAGGCAGACGACAUUCCUCUCCCAUCCACAGCAGACAAUGAGCCCGCCAUAUUGGAUCCCAACGAACAAUUGGAUAUUCAGGAAUACAAGAAGGACAAGGAGGUUUGGCGGGCCAAACGAAAAGUGGAGUUCGAGUAUAUGACCCCGUUGGGGACGGCGAGCGAACCAGUGAUGGAGGUAGAGUUCGCCAUCGCUCCAGAAAACCAAAAACGCGAGAUCCACGUCAUGAGCGACAUUCACCUCAGCUGCUAUUGGUCAGACGGAAUGGCGGACAAAGUCCGGUACCAGAUGGACCAAAUGCUGACCAAUGAGCGCAUCCACACGUACGUGAUGCUUGGCGACGUGUUCGAGAUGUGGCUUGACGACAUACACCAAGUCCCGCCAACCAUAGAAGAACAAGCCAAGAAAUGGACGGCAGAUCCAGUGGUCGAAUAUUUCACCAGCUCGGUCAGGCGCAUGGUUGAUGAAAAGGAUGUCAACGUAUUUUUCGUCCGAGGAAACCAUGAUCACGAAAUAACGGCAGAAAUGGUGCAAAAGUUUUUUGGGCCCAAGGUUCGAUUUGUUGAAGGAACGCUUAUCUAUAAAAUCAACGACGGUGGCGGGAACCAGUACCGCAUCCGUUUUGCACACGGCCAUGACUGGGAUCUCUUCAACUCGUAUGCACUACGCGACACUGGGGAACUUAUCGCUGGAUACCCUGUGGGUUACUAUGUUGCCAGAGCCGUCGCUAGCAGCCAAAGGUUUGAUGGUAUGCACGACGUGGAACAUCUACUGUUGAGCUUCCUCCAGGGGCUCUUACGAACAAUUCCCAAGUCUCUGGAAGAUGAUCUGUCCAGAAUCCUUGCGGGAGCAACUGUGCAAAAGAAGCUAACGAGAAAUCUGAUGGAGGGCGCCUUCGGCACGUCUAAACUCGACGGAGAAUGGAAGUUGGUGAUUGCCGAAGAUAAAUUUGUGACUCUGAGAACCAUCCUCAACUAUCCUUACAUUCGCCUGCUGAAUAAAUUGAGAGGCGACGACAUAGUGUUCCACAUGGUAAAGGCCGCCAUGGGGAAUUAUGACAAACUCCUGUACGCAUGCGCAGAAGAUGUGGUGGUAUUGGCACACACACACCGUUGGGUUUUGGAGAAAAUAGAUUCUUUCACCAAGAAUGACCUUAUUUAUGCCAACACUGGGGCGUGGACUAAAUGUGCUAAAGAGUAUUCCUAUGUAACUAUCAGCCCGCCAGGUGGAGAUCAGGAUGGAAAAGUUGUCGUCUGCCACGGGGAAAACUGAUCCUCCAAUCCACGUGACAUCAUGUGUGACGUGAACUUAUACAGCAACAUUGUGUCUUGUGUGACGCAAGCAAAAGAAUCGUCAUACAUAUGACGUUAAACACUUAACGUUUUUACAACAAUUCUGACAAGUAUACGCCAAUGGAAAACAGUAAUUCCCAAUGACGACAAUCAUAUAUACUUUUUUCUAAUUUGACUCUCUGUUUAUGAAUUGUGAUUGACCAAAAUUAUGAAUGUUAUAAGUUUUUUCUUCAAAAGAGGAAUAUGGAUUUCAUUGUAGGAUUACAGCAUCUGUACCUUCUACCAGGGUCACAGAUCGAUUUUUCACUAUUUCUGUAUAUAUAUAUAUUCACAGAUAUGUCUCUGGCAAAUCCAUUCAACGUUUCUCUGAUUCUCUCCCGCUGGGGAAAAGUACCCUGCUAGAGGGCACAGUAUUGUAAUUGAAUAUUUAUGUACAUACACAGAAGUCUAUGGAACCUCUCUUAUACAAUAACAAACUCUACGGAGACUGUGAAAAUGAAAUAUGCUCAUAAAAGUCAUAAAAUGGCGAGGAAGCUUGACAUCAAAGAAGCAGCAGGCUGCUUGUAGUUUUCUUUACGCUUGAGACAAAUUAGGCUUUAUACACAUGUAUAAAAACAGAAGUUUGUGGUACAACAGUUUUAUUGUUUCAAAUGUUACAAGCCUUAAUAAAAGGUAUUACAACAAUAAGGUAACUAUUAUUAGCACCACCUGGGUGAAUAUUAUCUGGAUCUGGAUCCACCAAACUGUAAUUAUCAAUAUUAAUCACCCUGAGAAAUUAAUAAGAGAAAAUAUGGUGUGGAAACCGUGUUGGUUUUGU